CUACUAUUGCAAUGAUAUUAGAUGAGAAACUGAACGUAACCAAUUUGCAUUCGGAAACAUUUUUACGACUACCCCUGGAGUACAGGAAUGGUGGAACUCGCUUUCCCAUUUCCCUUUGCGAGUGUGACGUCAUCGUGCGUCAACUCCCCAGUUUCCCACCAUCAUCGUUCUACAGUACAGGGGAAGAAAGGGGGAGUCGGGAGUCGGGGUAGAAAGCUGUCUAAGAACGCUUUCACACAAAUAUGAGCGGCAGCGGGCGGCCCAGGACCAGCUCAUUCGCCGAGCCUCCCGGAGCUCCCGGAGCCGCUGCAGCCGGGGUCGGAUCAGCAGUCGCCGGCGGAAGCUCGACAGGAAAGUCGGGAGCUUCGCAAAACAGCGGAAGCAGCUCGACGAGCUUUGGGAACCUCAAACUACCCCGUGACAGUGGUAAAUUGACCACCGUAGUGGCCACGCCGGGCCAAGGGCCCGAUCGCCCACAGGAAGUGUCAUACACGGACAUUAAGGUCAUAGGAAAUGGCUCCUUUGGCGUGGUCUACCAGGCGCGCCUCAUCGACAGCCAGGAGAUGGUGGCCAUCAAAAAAGUGCUCCAAGACAAACGGUUUAAGAAUAGAGAGCUGCAAAUUAUGCGCAAGUUGGACCAUUGCAACAUUGUGCGGCUACGUUACUUCUUCUACUCCAGUGGUGAAAAGAAAGAUGAAGUCUACCUGAAUCUGGUUCUGGACUUUGUCCCCGAGACGGUGUACAGGGUGGCGCGGCACUUCAACAAGGCCAAGACCACCAUCCCCAUCAUUUAUGUUAAAGUGUACAUGUACCAGCUGUUCAGGAGCCUGGCCUAUAUUCAUUCCCAGGGCGUGUGUCAUAGAGACAUCAAGCCCCAAAACCUCUUGGUGGACCCAGAGACAGCCAUCCUCAAGCUCUGUGACUUUGGCAGCGCCAAGCAGUUGGUCCGAGGUGAGCCCAACGUGUCGUAUAUCUGCUCGCGGUACUACCGCGCCCCGGAGCUCAUCUUCGGCGCCACCGACUACACGUCCAACAUCGACAUCUGGUCGGCCGGCUGCGUGCUGGCCGAGCUCCUACUGGGCCAGCCCAUCUUCCCGGGGGACAGCGGCGUGGACCAGCUCGUCGAGAUCAUCAAGGUUCUUGGAACUCCGACAAGGGAGCAGAUCCGAGAGAUGAACCCCAACUACACAGAGUUCAAAUUCCCACAGAUUAAAGCUCACCCGUGGACAAAGGUGUUCAAGCCCCGCACACCGCCGGAGGCCAUCGCCCUGUGCUCGCGACUGCUGGAAUACACGCCGGUCACCCGUCUUUCUCCGCUGGAGGCCUGCGCGCACGCCUUCUUUGAUGAGCUGCGCCAGCCCAACACCCGCCUGCCUAGCGGGCGGGAACUGCCGCUUCUCUUCAACUUCAGCCCCGUCGAGCUGUCCAUCCAGCCGCAGUUGAAUUCAACACUCAUUCCUCCUCACGCUCGUGCACAGACAACGGCUGCCUCACAUGAUGGCAGUACAUCAGACAGUACCGCCCAGCCCGGCACAGUGCCCGGCUCCAUCAACAACAGUACCUGAACAGCCAACAACACCCUUUUUCUUUCUCUUCCUACUCUCCUCUUCUUCCUCGCAACACUUAGAAAGAGACAAAGAGGCUAUACACAAACGUCAUGCAUUGCUGUCUCCCCCCACACCCACCUCAUAGGCUUAUUAUAUAUAUAUGAUGACGACUUUAUAAGUCCAGGUUCUGUGGGAUGUAUGGGGUUGUACAUGCAUUGUCUGUGUCAUGGACUUUUUUAUCUCUUCUUUUUUUCUUAUUUUAAUUUUUUUGUUUUUAACUUUGGUUUUAUUUUAGCUCAUUUUAUGUGGAGUGGCCAUUUGGCUUUUGGAGACUGACAGUCAUGUCCCCCUCCCCAAAAAUGGUACAAAACGCUCUCUGCCCCUCCAGAGUCUCAUUUUGUACCCUAAAACAAUAAAGCCCCCCGCCCCCAUCCACCCCGGCUGAUUGUAUCAUUUUUAGAAGAGAGCUGAUUUAAAAUAUAUGAGACAAAGGAAGCACACUGCAGCAGAUUUCUCUUUCCUCCUUUAACUUGCCUUUUUUUAACGUGGGAGUGAGGGGCCUCUGUAUAGAUGAAAGAUCAUGCAGGCAGGAAAGUGUUUCAAGAGGCAUAACGAACAGCUCCAACCUCUUCAUCAUCAUCAUUUUGACUGAGAGCUACUUCCUCCUGAGCGAGCCCUCAACUUCCUGUCUUGGAACUUGAACUUUCAUCCCCUUCCCUCCUGGUUCUCCCUCCUCUUCCAAAACACAGCUAAUCUGUAAAUAUUCAGCAACCUUUUAUUUUAACGUUUUGUUACUAUUGUAUUGUUGUUCUUGUAAUAUUUUUUUUUCUUCAGUAGAUGGCGGGUUCAAGCGACCAAACUGUUUUAUCCGCUGUCGCAGUCUGUAAAUACAGUAUUCCCUUUUUUUUUUUUUCCCCCCCCCCCCGCCCCCCUCCGGUCUCUGGUGCUGGAGGGCACAACCACAAAAAAAUUGAACAAAAAAAGGCUCGCAUCUUAUUCUCUCUCCUUCCAUUUCUCCUGUCAUGACUUCCCUCGCCCGUAGUCGUUGUCUUAACUGUUUUAUUUAUUGUAUUGUGUGUUUGUUUUGGGGAGUGUUUUUUUGUGUAUAUUAUUUCCAAAAUGAUGUAGUAGUGGGGCAGAAAACUUUGUCACAUCCAAGAUACUGUACCUCGACUCGGACCGCGAGCCGUCGGGUGGAACGCUUAUUGUUUCCAUUGAGCCUCAAUGUGAACAGAAUGUUUCAAGGAUUUGUUGCUUGUGUGUAUGCGUGCGUAUGCGUGUGUGGGGGAGGGCGUACAGAAUUUGAGUGUCUGUGUCAUAAAAGAUGAAAACAGAAUCUUUCAUUGACUGUCUCCUGUGUCUGACCGUCUCCUGUUCUACUCCACUGUUGUACGACGUGCUGUUUUACUGUUACUUUACUUUUUGUUUUCUUUUUUCUUUUUUUCUUCCGAAACCACCCCCCCACAACGCUCUUAUUACAGCCCUUGUCGUUUGUGGAGAGAGCAGCGAAACUGUCGGCUAGAGGGGAUGAAGAAGGAAGGGAUGGGGGGAGAGAGACUUUUUUUUUUUUGCUAUAAAUAAUUCAACUCAUUAAUAAAAUGAUGAAACGGU
Molecule: messenger RNA, 3158 nt
Organism: Hippocampus comes (tiger tail seahorse)
Lineage: Eukaryota; Metazoa; Chordata; Actinopteri; Syngnathiformes; Syngnathidae
Gene: gsk3ab
Product: glycogen synthase kinase 3 alpha b
Exons: 11
Coding region: 243-1565 (440 amino acids)
Biological process (GO): negative regulation of TOR signaling; positive regulation of proteasomal ubiquitin-dependent protein catabolic process; cell differentiation
Cellular component (GO): cytoplasm; nucleus; cytosol
Molecular function (GO): ATP binding; protein serine/threonine kinase activity
Source: RefSeq, a predicted model, not a curated record